Plasmodium relictum is the source of this 1335-nucleotide messenger RNA. Its product is annotated as calcium/calmodulin-dependent protein kinase, putative. Gene Ontology annotation, biological process: protein phosphorylation. The record is from RefSeq and is a predicted model, not a curated record. Gene Ontology annotation, molecular function: protein kinase activity; ATP binding. Bases 1 to 1335 code for a protein of 444 amino acids. NCBI's taxonomy places the organism in Eukaryota, Apicomplexa, Aconoidasida, Haemosporida, Plasmodiidae. The transcript is spliced from 4 exons.
AUGCCAUUGAAAAAGACACCUUUUUCAUUUUUAUCUGAUAAAAACUCAAAUAAAAAUGAUGAAAAUAAUCCAUGGGAAAAAACUAUACUAAGUAAAACAAAUUAUGAACACAUUAAAGAAUUAAAAGUACCUGAAUUUGGGGAUUUAAAAAUAUUGAGUGUUUUAUUGAGGGGAUUAUCAAGCACAGUGUGCUUAUGUGAAUGGACCAUUGAUUGUAGUAAAACUUUAUUUUUGCAUAAUUAUGUAAAUUAUAUAAAUAAUAAUAUAUUAAGUGAAAAUAUAAAAAUAAAAAUAGGAGAUACUACUGAUACAGAUAGUAUUGACAAAAUAACUAAUAAGGUAGAUAAAAUUACUGCUACUAGAAUCAAAGACAAAGAAAAAUUAGAAUAUUGUGAUAUAUAUGGAACAGAAAAAUGUAACGAUGAAAAAGAAAUAAAAAAUGGAAAAGAUAAUUUAGAAAAAAUAAAUUUUACAUAUAAUAAUAAUAAAGUAAUCCUUUUAGUUCUUAAAUUGAAACAUAAAGGAUUAUAUCAUAAAGUAAGAGAAAUUGAACAAUUAAGAGAAGAAAUAGCAAUACAUAAGGGAUUAAAUCAUUCUAAUAUUUUGCAAAUGAUAUUAUGCGGAGAAGAUGAAAAUGAUAUAUGGGUAUUUUUUGAAUAUUCUUCCAUUGGUGAUUUGUAUUCUUAUGUUGGUUUUAAAACAUUGGAAGAAAACGAAGUAAAAAUAAUCGUAUCUCAAAUUUUAUUUGCUCUUUAUUAUCUUCACAUUAAUGGUAUAAUACAUUGUGAUAUAAAACUUCAAAAUAUUUUACUUUUUCCCUUAGAACCAAUUUUAUUUGAAAUGAAUGAUUUAUCAGAUAUUGAGAAGUUACAUAAUUUAAAAAGUGUAAAACUAAACACUGAUAAAUUAAUAAAUUCAAUAAAUGAAAACAUACAAUCGAAGAAAAAUAAUAGUACUUUUAAUAAUAUUAUAAAAUUAUGUGAUUUUGGAUUAUCAGUUAGGUGCCAAUUUAAUGAAUUUUAUCCUUAUAGAGGAAUCAAAGGAAGUUAUGGUUUUAUUGCUCCAGAAUUAUUUCAGGAAUGUGAUUUUAAUAAUAAAAUUGACAUGUGGGCAUUAGGCAUAAUUAUUUUUAUUCUUUUAGGAGGAUAUAGACCUUUUUAUCCAUGUUCAAGAUUUGAGGAAAAAUUAACUUUUCAUGAAAGAUACUGGAUAAAUAUUUCGUCAGAUGCCAAAAAUUUUAUCCAGUCAUUACUACAAAUAAAUCCAUCAAAAAGAUUAAAUGUAAUUGAGGCAAUGGAUCACCCAUGGAUAAAAAGUUAUUUCAUCAUUACUUAG